Molecule: messenger RNA, 496 nt
Organism: Parasteatoda tepidariorum (common house spider)
Lineage: Eukaryota; Metazoa; Arthropoda; Arachnida; Araneae; Theridiidae
Source: RefSeq, a predicted model, not a curated record
GUGUCUCUAGUCAGGAUGAAAUUAAUACAUUUUUUUAUAUUUGUAUGCAUCUUGAGUUAUGUAUGUUUGUUUUCUAUUUUUUUUUCUUCCUAAAGUGUUAUAACUUCUCCAUUGUAUAUUGAAGCUCUAUUUAUUUUCUAUAUAUGUUUAAAACAGAUAUCAGAGAAGAAAUUCGAGAAAUUGAAAUUGGGAAGGCUGAUACUGAAAUGAACGUCUUAAAGAUGGCGCCUCAUACGCAAAAAGUCAUCUGCUCCACUGAAUGGACUCGACCCUAUACAAGAGAACAGGCUGCUUUUCCAGCGGCCUUUGUGCAUCCUGAGACCAAACUGUGGCCAACCGUAGGUCGAAUCGAUGAUGCAUACGGUGAUACCAAUCUCAUGUGUUCCUGUCCGCCCGUCUCUGCAUACUCAUCUGAAUAAAGAUUCAUUUUUUUCUCCAACUGUGCUUUUCAAUUUUAUGUUUUUAAGAAAUCAAUAAAUUCCAUUUAUAUUAUUAA